AACAUUAUCAGUAAAUUUGCAGAUUUUGGUAUAUAAUAUAAAUUAAACGUGCUAAAUGUUCAAUUAAAAUGAUUGCAAAAUGAAUAAACUAAUCGUAUUGUGUAUAUAUUUAAUUUUACAAUGUUCAUAUGGUGAUGAUGAUACCAUAGAUGCCCAAGUUGGUUGUUUUCUCCCCAAAGACAAGGGUCAAUGCAGAAAUUACACUACUGCAUGGUUCUUCGAUGUGGAGUAUGGCGGUUGCUCACGUUUCUGGUAUGGUGGCUGUGAAGGUAACGCAAACCGUUACAAAUCUAAGGAAGAAUGUGAAGACACUUGCGUAGAUCCAGAAGGAGCCAAGAAGUGCAAUUUACCCAAAGUAUCAGGUCCAUGUGAAGGCUACUACGUAAGCUACUACUAUGAGAAGGACGUAAAAACGUGCUUUCCGUUCACAUAUGGAGGCUGUCUCGGUAAUAGCAACAGAUUUAAUUCAAGAGAAGAAUGUAUGUAUUUUUGUGGUGAAGACGAUAUUCAAGUCCCUCCGAGGAUCUCCUUGAAUUCGACUAAAUUAGUAGUCUAUCCAGGUGAGCAAGCUUAUAUCAACUGCAGCGCCACUGGUGAUCAACCCAUCAAAAUAUCCUGGAGGUUUUUUGGAAGUGACAUGCCCACUUCAGUUACCAAUAAAGACGGAUACAUUAGCUUCAACGAUAUCCAAUUGGAACAUGCCGGUACAUAUGUUUGCGUGGCUACCAAUCCAGCUGGUAAUUCAAGUGCUAAAGUUGAUCUCAUCGUUAAAGUCCCUCCAAGGAUCUCCUUGAAUUCGACUAAAUUAGUAGUCUAUCCAGGUGAGCAUGCUUAUAUCAACUGCAGCGCCACUGGUUAUGAACCCAUCAAAAUCUCCUGGAGGUCUUUUGGAAGUGACAUGCCCACUUCAGUUACCAAUAAAGACGGAUACAUUAGCUUCAACGAUAUCCAAUUGGAACAUGCUGGUACAUAUGUUUGCAUGGCUACCAAUCCAGCUGGUAAUUCAAGUGCUGAAGUUGAUCUCAUCGUUAAAGUCCCUCCAAGGAUCAGCUUGACUUCUUAUAGACUAGAAGCUCAUCCAGGCGAGUAUCAUUUUAUCAACUGCAAUGCCACUGGCGAUCAACCCAUCGAAAUCUCCUGGUCGUCUUUAGGACGUGACAUGCCCAAUUCAGUUUUCACUAAAGACGGAUACGUUAGCUUCAACAGUACCCAAUUGCAAGACGCCGGUAGAUAUUUGUGCGUAGCUAAGAAUGAAGCUGGAAAGGCAGGUGCUGUAGCUGACGUCAUCAUAGAACCUGUCCCUCCAAGAAUCAACUUAUCUUCGACUAGACUAGAACUCCGUCUAGGCGAUUCUGGUUUUGUCGACUGCUACGCCAAUGGCGAGCAACCCAUUGACAUCUCCUGGUCGGCUUGGGAACAUAGCAUGCCCAAAUCAGUUUAUAUCAGAGACAGAGUCAUUGGGUUCAACAAUAUCCAAAUGGAACAUGCCGGUAAAUAUUUGUGCGUGGCUAAGAAUCGAGGUGGCAAAGCAAGUGCUGAAGUUGAUGUCAUCGUAAAAGUUCCUCCAAGGAUUACUUUGAAUUCAUCUAGACUAAUAGCCCAUCUAGGCCAGUAUCAUUUAACCAACUCCAGUGCCACUGGUGACCAACCCUUCGAAAUCUUCUCGCCGGCAGCUGUAAGUGACAUGCCCAGUUCAGUUACUGCUAAAGGCGGAUACAUUAGCUUCAACGAUAUCCAAUUGGAACAUGUCGGUAAUUAUUUGUGCUUGGCUAGCAAUAGAACAGGCAAAGCAGAUGCUGUAACUGAUGUCAUCGUAGAACCUGUUCCUCCAACGAUCACCUUGAGUUCAAAAAUACUAGAAGCACAUAUAGGUCAGUUACGUUCAAUCACCUGCAACGCCACUGGUGACCAACCCAUCGAUGUCUACUGGUUACCUUGGAAACGUUCCUUGCCUAAUAAUGUUCUUAUAGACGGCAGAGACAUUAUCUUCAACACUAUUCAAUGGCAACAUCACGGUAAAUAUGUGUGCGUGGCCAAGAAUCCAGCUGGCAUAGCAGAAGCUUUUGCUGAUGUCAACGUAACAGAUUGAUAAGCCGAGACAUGGUCAAACAAUGUGGUAAACCGAAGAAAACAUAGAAUAGAAAAAGACAGCCAAUAUUUAAUUGAUUUUGUAAAUUUUUCAUCCAUUAACUGUUCACUAUUUUUUGUUCUAACAAAAUUACAUUUGAUUUCACUAGU
Diabrotica virgifera virgifera (western corn rootworm) is the source of this 2238-nucleotide messenger RNA. RefSeq names its product hemicentin-2. Gene Ontology annotation, biological process: cell adhesion. Gene Ontology annotation, cellular component: membrane. The record is from RefSeq and is a predicted model, not a curated record. The transcript has 10 exons. Lineage: Eukaryota; Metazoa; Arthropoda; Insecta; Coleoptera; Chrysomelidae. Gene Ontology annotation, molecular function: serine-type endopeptidase inhibitor activity. The coding region runs from base 80 to 2089 and encodes 669 amino acids.